AUAAGCUGGGUGUGUGCCAACGAGCCUGCAGACUAGUAUCAUUGUGCCAGAUUAGAACUUAGUGGUGGAUUAAAGUGUUACCAUGCAUUCAACCUAGGAGUUUGUGUUGAUGAAGACCCUAAUGGAAGCGCAAACAUUUUAGAUUUUGUUAGUCGUGUCCCCUGGCCUGAUCCUGAGAGUGACUUGAGUGAUAAAACCACAGAAAGUGAAGUUAAUCCUUUGUGCUCGAGCAACAGCAGUUUGCGGGAAAUUUACUCCAAGGACAGUAGAUAACAAGCCAAAACCUCAACCUGAAAACAAGAAUGAUAUCCAGCAGGGACUGUGGCACGUGUGUUAGAAUGAUUCUACUGUUGCUGGUGGUGACCACCGUCACGGUAACCGGAGCCGAUGAUAGUGGAGGAGCCAGUACUAGUUCGUCGAAUAAAUUGGAUGACUAUGUGUUAACGACGCAAUCGGAGUGCUAUAAAUCGAAGCGAUUGAUUUCGUGCUUCAAGUACCGAAUUUCUCGCUACAUUUGGUCAUUCGCAUCGGGUCGAAUGGACUGGCUGCUGGCGGAAAAGCAUGCUUAUGAAGGUGGAAACGGAGUAAAGCUGGUGCGGCUGAACGAACCACAGGAGGACGAUGUAUUUCCGGAGGCGCGGCAGAUUUCGCCGUACGACAACGAGAUGCUGAAAGCCACUAAAUUCAUGCAACGUUCGCUGAACACCUUUAUCGCCUCGCACGGCGUCCGUUUGGGAGCAGGUGCGGACAGUGGCGCUCGGUUUCUAGACGAUGGCGAAGAUUUUGAUGGACGCGGUAAGAAGAAGAGAAGGUGGUCGAUGAUUCUACCGCUGGCACUGUUGCUGAAGCUAGUGCACAUGAAGCUGCUACUGAAACCCAUCCUGCUUGGAGUUGGCCUUAUCCAGAUCCUGCUCAUCGCCGGUGGUUUGUUCAUAUUCAAUUACUUCCGCAACAGCAAUAUUUGCCGCAUUCAGCCGCAUGUUAUACACUCCCACUCGCAUAUAGCCAGCGAAUCGGCACCAGAAUUAUCGUACGCUUCGUAUGGAUCGUAUCCCUCCUAUUCAGCAUCUCCGUACAACGCCUACAACAAGGACUGGGCUACGAAUAGGGCCUACAGUGGUUACAGUUUUCUGGACGCCAUCGACAGUCACAAAAUCUAGCUGCCUCACUAGAGUUUGCAGUGUAUUUCGGAAAUAACUUAGCAUAAAUUUAUGUUGUUUUAGGGAGAUGAGCGAAUUCCCGGAUGACCAGGAAACAAUUACUUUUCUAGCAUCAUCAAAGUCAAUCCUCUAUUUUUUUCCACUCAAGUAGUGUCGCGUUUUAGGAUACUGAAAUAUUGUUUCUCGCAAAUGCUAUUUCUCUUACACUCUAAUCCUUUAUUCGAUGAAAUGUUAAAAGACUUCCGAAACAUUUCAUUCGAUUCUAUUUCUAGUCUCCAUGACCGUUCCACGUACAAAAUAAUACCCAAAAUAGUGUUUUUGUUUCAAUAAUAGAGGUUCUAACCGUUUGGUCAAUCGUCUCUCGGGUCAUGAAAACUCUCGGACCGUAUGUAGCAGGGCAGGGAACUAAACCAAGCUAGGCCGCGAGAAAGGAUUACGUCAUACUUAAUGCGUUGUGCCAGCCCCCUUGGAAUAGUUUAAUUUUAAUUCUAGCGAAAGUGUUCAGUGUUAGUAAUAACAAAGCAUAUUUAUUAUAUAUCUAUUAAAUUAUUUAUUUAUCAUGAUUGGCACUAGUUACUAGGUUCGACAGA
This is a messenger RNA of Malaya genurostris, 1750 nucleotides long. RefSeq lists its product as uncharacterized. Lineage: Eukaryota; Metazoa; Arthropoda; Insecta; Diptera; Culicidae. The coding region runs from base 303 to 1160 and encodes 285 amino acids. The record is from RefSeq and is a predicted model, not a curated record. The transcript has 3 exons.